Molecule: messenger RNA, 2157 nt
Organism: Salvia splendens (bonfire salvia)
Lineage: Eukaryota; Viridiplantae; Streptophyta; Magnoliopsida; Lamiales; Lamiaceae
Exons: 5
Coding region: 1-2157 (718 amino acids)
Source: RefSeq, a predicted model, not a curated record
AUGGACAUGUUAGCGAACCAACUCUCUCAGAUCGUGACUUCUUUUAGCAAGAUGCGCGGGAACGAAGGAAGGAUCCCCGCCUCGGUUAAACCACCAGAUAGGGCAAACAUCAGCCAGGUAACCCUAAGAUUGGGGCGUGGAUAUGGCGGACCGAGUGUGGAGAAAAAUGAAGGACCAACUCCAACUUCACUUGGGAAGGAAACCGAAAAAGAGGAAACCGGAACAUGGGAAGCUGAAACAGGGGAGAUCAGAACAGAGGAUGAUGAUCAGGAAAAGAACGGUGAAAAAACAGUACCCCAAGAAGCUGACCAACACUUUUCAGGCCCAGGAGUUGAGGUGGAGAUAGAAGAAAUCAGGAGAGAGGCUGGAGAGUCUUCCAAGGGAGAUAGUAGCAACAAAGAAAGGCAACUGCCCGUCUUCAGCAAGUUUAUCAAGGAGUUUAUUGCCGGGAAGACUAAACCCAGCGGCAAAAUAGUGAUUGGAGAAACCGUAUCGGCAGUGAUUCAGAAGAGAAGGAUGCCCUCCAAGCGUACUGAUCCAGGUGUAUCAAUAAAUGUUUUACCGCUUUCGCUUUAUAAGAAACUGGAAGGAGUCAGAAUGGUUGAUACAAAGAUGGGUGAGUACCAUUCUGCUAAGUCUAGCGGAGUGCUUUUAGGAAGACCAUUUUUACGCACCGCUAAGACAAUCAUUGAUGUUUCAGAUGGAACUAUUUGCUUAGAUUAUCAUGGAAAGAAGUUUACUUUAAACAUUGAUGAGGCUAUGCAAAAGCCACUGGAUAUAGAAAAUAUGCAUGCUGUAGAUAUGAUUAACCCCCUGGUCCAAGAAUUUCUUGAGACAGAAUUGAUGCACGAACAUGUGGAAAAUUCGGAAUUAAGUCACUCCAUUGACAAGGAGGUGGCCAAUUGGUCCAGUGUAGUAAACACACUGGGAAUGACAGAUGAAGAGUUAGCCGAAGCAAUUAUGGAAUUCUGUAAGAGCCCUGAAUCUGUCGGGUCUAAGGGAUCAGCUUGUAUAGCCAAGAUGGAAAAUUUACAUGAGCCUGAAGGAUUAAUCACCAAGGAGGUAAAGAAGAACCCAUUACCCCAGGAUACAAGUUCAGCAAAGAAACAACUGAAGACAUUGCCUCCAGGCCUCAGAUAUGCUUAUUUGGAAGAAAACGAGAGGUUCCUGGUGAUCAUCAACAACAACCUGACCAGGAAGCAGGAAGAGGAAUUACUGGAAGUGCUCAGGAGGAAUAAGACAAUAAUAGGAUGGACUCUGUCAGACCUGGUGGGAAUCAGUCCUGACCUCUGCAUGCAUCACAUUCGUUUAGAGGAAGGAGCGAAACCCCACCGAGACCCACAGAGAAAGUUGAAACCGAACAUGAGAGAAGAGGUUCUGAAGGAAGUGCUCAAGCUGCUGUCAUUGGGGAUCAUAUACUCCAUACCCGACAGUAAAUGGAUUUUUAUGGACGACUUCACGGUCUAUGGAAAUUCCUUCGAAGCCUGCCUCGCCAAUUUGGAUCUGGUAUUACAAAGAUGCAGAAAGAAAAAUCUGGUGUUAAACUUUGAGAAACGCCACUUUAUGGUACAUGAGGGAAUUGUUCUAGGACACGUUGUCUCGAAAAAGGGUAUUCAGGUGUAUAAGGCAAAAGUAGACGUAAUCUCAAGGCUCCCGUACCCUACAAAUCAGAAGGAGAUUAGGGGAUUUUUGGGCCAUGCUGGGUUCUACCGAAGGUUUAUCAAAGACUUUGCAAAGAUCGCACAACCACUUACCCGCCUCCUGCAGAAUGACGUGGACUUCAACUUUGACGAGGCAUGUCAAGAGGCCUUCCAACUUCUGAAAGAAAGAUUUGUAUCAGCCCCCAUUAUCAGAGCUCCAGACUGGAAUUAUCCCUUUGAAUUAAUGUGUGACGCCAGUGAUUAUGCAGUCGGAGCAGUCCUAAGUCAAAGAAUUGAAGGGAAGAACUAUGUGAUUUUCUACGCAUCGAAAACCCUGAACCAAGCCCAGAAGAAUUAUGACACCACAGAAAAAGAGAUGCUGGCUGUCGUGUACUCCUUUGAGAAGUUCCGACCAUACUUAUUGGGGUGGAAAGUAAUAGUAUUCACUGAUCAAGCAGCGAUCAAAUAUCUACUGGCUAAGAAGGAGUCCAAGCCACAGCUGAUUUCCAAUAAGUGA